AUGUCCGACGAGUCUCACGAGUCCGAAGACUAUAGCUUUGUUAACACUGAAGACGACGUGGAUGAAUCGUCCGAGACUGACGAUGAUCCAAUGGAGGAUCUUUUUGGAGACAACGCCCUAGAAAACUAUUUUGCUUCUAAGAACUUUAAGGAAAGUGUCGUCAAGCGCCAUAAGGUAAGGAGCAAGGCAGGAGGCGAGACCUCACGGAAGAAAGGCAAGAUUUUACAGAAGCUAAGCGCCCUAGAUGAGUUCCAGGUUAGUAACAUCGGCCGAAGGUUUUCCUCGAUGUUCAUCAAUGAGACACAGCUUGUACAGCAUCUCUUUCUGGAAAUAUGCCGCCAUCUUCCAAACCAUGUGGACCAGGACAGUCUGCUUCACGAGAUCACCGUGGCCGUUCUCUAUGAUAUCUUUGUGCCCUCUGCUUUUGAGGCGUCUUUUCUAGACCGCUCUGUCCUAGGUGAGACGCAACCGUAUGUCCUAGCGAUUAAGCCUUUUGCCCAGUUUGUGGCGAAGUUCGUGGACAGCUGUACUGAUUUUCGCGCUAUACCAACCAUCUCCUUAACCAGAGUCGUGCCUCGUGACAUUGCAGCUGUAGCAGAGCAGAUGAACCAUGUCUUUCACAUUUCCUCUGCUUCUUUCAUUCGAAUUUUGACUACUCUGAAAGGCACAACGCGACACCUAGAGGAGCUCUUGCAUAUAAUAAUUGAAAUUGAAAAUACUAGGACUCUGAAUGCAGAUCUGCAGAACAUGGACUUGUUUGCUAAGCUUAAGUUAGAUAUCCAGGAUGUUAUAGAAGAUAUCGGGACUCUUGCCGUGAAUUCUGAGCAGAUCAUACUCAGUGCAUCUUCGGAGUAUCCCUCAGAUAGUCAUCUUUCCUCAGGCACGUGUGCUGAUGUUGCCAUCAUGCUUGCCAAGAGCCUUCAGGUAGAACAGAAGAUGGAGACAAUCACAUCUAAAUACGAGGUAUUUUUGGCUGCUGACAUGAUCUAUCUCGGCACAGAUAGUGGGAAUCACCUACUGGACCGCUCCUAUGGAGAACGUCAAGACAUCGCUAUUAACGACACACUGAAGCGCGCACAGAAGGACAUAUGUGCUGAGGUAGAAGAGAUCCUUAAUUACAACGUUCGCCUCCUCCAUUCGAUCAAAUUUGUCUUCUUUGCUAUCGAGAAGUUUACCAAGGGGGUAAGCGCAGCCGUUGUUGCUACUGAAGCGAACAUGUAUAGUUCAGCAAUGACGGACCUUGUAGGGUCGGUUGUGCUUGCUACCGACACCCCUACGAUGUUCAGUGACAUGUAUAGGCCAUCCUCAAACGGAGGGAUUAAUAAGCACGCGCUAAUCCCCAAGGACUACGAAGUAACACAUAAGCGUGAGCUGGUGGGCUUUGCAUUUGAUCUGACUGUCUAUCGAAUUCAACAGGCUGCCGCGUCUUUCUUGGUGACGAAGUUGCACAAUGUAUGUGUUAUACAUGAACGACUGUGUAGAAGUACCUCUUCUGAUGUCUCCAUUCGCGAGCAUAUUGGGCCCAUGCUAUUAGAUAAUACUUCUUUCAAAGACGCUACAAUCAGGGACCUACUAUCUGCUACGCUCAACACGCUUGAUGAACUGGACGUCCACGGCCUUAAGACCGCGUCACUCUACAAGAAGGCUGCUGACUACAUGGGUCACCUCUUCAUUCCAGAAACACUGGAGGAGUGGGUAAAGAACAGCACAGACAUUCUGGCUGCAGAUCACAUCGGAAGAUGCAUUAGGAAACUAGCUGGUAUAUGUGCCAGCUUCAAACUUCAAAUACAGCAGGAUGCGCCCAUUGAUUUUGCAUCCAUGGAUACCCUACUUGCUGAUAGUCAUGACAUGAUUGAAUACAUAGGAUUGCUCACCUAUCGUUCGAUCUCUGAACGUAUCCGUGUUCUCAACUAUGUCGUUUCAACCUUCUUGGCACCGUUUUCUUUUAAUAAAUGCUCUCUGCCAAUAUCAGAGACAGCAUCCGCUCUUUUUCACGAGUUUCUAGGAAAGACUCUCCCUAAUACUUCUACUUCUACCGUUGCCGCGUCUUCGUCUGUCAAUGACCUAGUAUAUAAUAUCGUGCUUGCUUCAGCAGCCACAGAGCACAACACCUAUCCAGUACCGUUUUUCAUCUACUACUUUGGCUCCAUCUCAGUGGAUACUUUGCUGGCCAAGUAUAUUGACACCAUGACUGACGAGCUAUUUGCUCGUACUCUCAUGGAGUUCUACCAAAUUAAGGAUAGAGAAGUCACCUUCUAUACGGAUCUCUCUCCAGACGAGCAAGCAAGUAUGAUAGAUGAUGAAAACUACGUCCCGCCAGGACUGGAGAGCUGUUUAGGUUAUACAGAAAGCCCAGAACUGUUUAGAAAGCGGCUUCUGGAUAAAAUCCAAAUUAUCUAUGCGCAGAAGGCGGCCGAGAUGCCCAUCUCCAAGAUCUAUACUAUCUAUAAAAGAGCAAUAGAAGGGGAGCAGCCCGAAGAAUUUCCGCACUUAUAUAAACUGGUCACUCACAGAUCCAGAUACUAUUCGCAAGACGAUGAAUACCUUGGUGUUACCCCAGAAGAGAUGAAGUUUAAAUUCUUCGAAAACGUUAAGGUGUAUUUGCAAAGUUAUCUGGAGUCAAAUCCGAUCGUAGAAUACAUGACAAUGAUGUUCUUGCUCAAGUUCGGGGCUAUCUCAGUCGAGUUGCCGGCAGAUGUCUCUCAGCGCAGAAAUGUCCCAAGUCAAGGGCUUGUGUCAGAAUUUACGGAGGAUCCAGUUGCAUACAAGUCUCUAUUUAGCGAAGCAUCCUAUGUAGUUAAUGUAGAUGAUAUAUUCUCCAGUGUGUGCUACAUCCAUGAAGCACCUCUGUAUUUAUUCAGCAAGUACUACGCACAGGGAUUCAAUCGCGUUGCAUUUAUAUAUAUUAACGAGAUCUAUGAGUGCUCCAAGCGUGCUUCGUCUCACGAGGGUAUUCCUGCCUCAAACAAAGUGACUCCGAGGAUAGAGUUUUCAAUAGCUAAGACGAAGCAUCCUCUAGUUGUGUGCCCUAAGGUUCUCGACGUGUGCAAGUUUGGGGAGCUAAAAGAGGCCGUUUCAGCCUUUAUUUUUCCAUAUGGGUGCUUCUUUGACCAUCUAGACCGGUUGCAUGACUUCUCAUCAUUUGAUAGCCUUCUGGAAUUGACACAACGUAGACUGGAAGAACGGAGUGGUCAUCAGAUCAGUGAUCUGCACGAGAUUGUCGCCGACAAUUUCCAAUGCUGGUACGAUAACUGUAAUACAUUUUUAGACGAUAUUGUGUCAAAGAUUCUUUUCCGAGCCCAGGAGAAUCUCAUAAAGGUCCUACAUAGUCAUGCAAUAGAGGCUCUAGAAACGCAGGCGCUUCACUCGUUGAGCAUCCGCUUUUCCACCCCAGAAUAUAAUCCUCUCCGCUUGCAAAAGCCAACCAUGAGCCAAACAGAUAAGGAGCGACGUGAAAAGCCAAACCUGGUUCCGCUUUAUAAUGAAAAUAAAACUCCGUUUGACAUCGACUCUACACGCAACAAAUCUCCGAGUUUUGUAGGAGCGUGCAAACACUUCCGAAUUAUGAUAUGCAUACCCCAUAGGAUUGUUUCUGUGAACAAGUCAAAGAUAUCUAGAGACGACAAGCACCUGGGUUUAUCCGUAGCAGGAGUUGGACACGACUGCACCACCUUUGUCGUGUUAGACCGCUACGGCCGGUACGUAUCCCACUUGAUUCUUUCACAGUAUCAUGAGCAGCUCCCCAACCCUCUGCGCACUGAAAAAGCGUGCGAGCAGGUCCGGAACGAGUACAGAGCGCUUGUCAGAUCCUUGGAUCCCAUCUUCGCCUCCCUUGUCAGCUGUCCCCGUGAAAAGCUCUUCAAGGUUCUGGAGCCUGCAUUGCAGGUCUACUCUUCUCGCCAAUCAGAGUUUCAACGCAUCCUGGACGAAGCUAGGCUUCACGACUACAUUAUUUCUUCCGGCGUUUGUGCGGUUGGGGUCUUAUCCCGCGGGUUUACUAGUGACUCAACGUAUCGAAACUUGGAGGCCACACUUCAGUAUCUCAACCUUCCACUACCAAAAUACAUUGAGGCAAGUCUUUUAAGAAAAGAGGCGAACGAUGCCUCCGGAUCCAAUUUUCAAGUAGAUCAGUGGAGAAACGUGGAGUUCCCAUGUUUAGAGAAGGCUUUGAUCAGUGGAAAUCCGCUCUUCAUAGAUGAUCUCUUCUUUAAGAGACAGCCAUUAGCUUACAACAUAACAAGAAUCAAUCUCCUACGCAUCCCUGCUGAUGUCCCAAUGUCGUUAUAUAGUAAGAAGUUCCGUAUGAUGCAUGAUCCCAGUUUCAUACUUAGAGGUACGCACAGAGAAGAAGGGGCUCGACUUAGCUUUCAAAGGCAAAGAGACAUAAUGCUGAAUGUUAUUAGCAGCAUGCUUAAGACGUCUACAAAUCUCAUCAUAAGUAGCAGCCCCUUCCAUUGGAAUCUCUAUCCCGUCUCGCAGGCACAUGAUCGGAUUCGCCUCUGUAGACAGAAGCUUUCUCUCACCACUGGUAACGUUAAAAUGUAUAGUGUUGCCACUAGACUUGCGCUUGAUGGUUUGCAGUUGGAUGAGACCGGGGCACGUUUGCAAAAAGAUGCGCUUCCACCAGAGCUUUUUAGGGGUCAGUAUCUCCCUGGAUUGUAUGUGCACCCCAAGGUAGACUACCGGGCAAUAGAGGAUCAUUACCACGGCGAGAGCGUUGUCCUUGGCAUCUGGGCAGGACGCUAUUUGUUGGACCCGCUCGCUGCUUAUGCAUGCCUUGCAAAUGGGGGUGGGUCGAUAGAAGACUUGGUAGCAGCCCCCCUGAUUAAUUUUAUGACCGACUUUGCUCCCUUAACCAAUCUUGAGAGCAGUGAUAAGGUCCGCACGAUCAACGUCUCAUCUGAUUUCCAUGCGAGGUUUAAGCUCUGCUUUUCAUUCAUAGCCCACUAUGCACUCUCACUAGCCAUCUACAGACGCCGUCCAGACAUCAACUUGCCGUUUAUAUCUCCUCACUAUACCCAUCUGAUAGCCUUUCUCCCGUGGCUUUCUGCACGGAAGCUUCUCAGAGUGUACAAGAGAGUUUUCAUAUCUCGUCGCCACGAUAAUUUUCUAGCUUUAAGCAGUGAUAUCGAGAAGUAUGCCAGCGGGCUUGAAAAAGCGCAAGAGUUGCAGGCUUAUAUUGACAAAUUAACAGACCUACAUAAAGCCGAUCUUCCUAGCGACGACUCCACCAAAGACUCCCUCAUGAAGACCAUACAAUCAUUGGAGGAUUACUUUAAUGGGGAUCUCCUCAAGAUGAUUCGCCAGUCAUAUCUGGCUAUUCUGGCAGCUACGUCGUGUAAUAUUCACGGAGAGCGGAUAACCGUCGAAUCUUCUAGCAAGCGGAGAGGUGUACGUGAAAUGGACACAGAACUCUCUGCAGGGAAGAAAGCUAACGAUGAGCAUAGACUAGGGAUGGUUUUCAAAAAUAAGGCGUUUCUAGCUAACAUAAUUGCAGAGCUAAUUCUAGAGGAUUUUGUCAUUACAUAUUGCGUUUCCACUAAGGAGUUUCAAGAUGACGCGUUUAAUCGUUUCAAAAGCAUAGAGGACGAUACCCCGUUUACAUAUCAGGAGGCCGUUCAAAAUAUCGAGCACGUUGCCAAAGGCUUAGUCGGGCUGGCAAGGUCGAGUUGCACGGUCGCGGAUAUCUGCAAUAUACAGCUCAUAAAUCCAGAACUCGCUCUUUACAAGAAGUAUGUGGAUAAACAUGAGAGUAGCCUGCCUUCAGGGUUGACCAGUUCUGUACACCUUGAGGAUAUAGGAUUGGUUAAGGAUCCAUUUGAAAGGCCGCCUUCUGCAGACGCUACUCGGUAUCUUAUAGCAAAUGUCUACUUCACUAAGCUGACACGGAUUUACAUGAAGAAGAGCUUAAUAGAUUUCUUUACCAAUCCAAAGUACACCCCCACGAAUGUCAUGAAAAGAGUCUGCAAAUACAUCGAGUUGGUUAACGUCGCGUUGGCCCACGGGUGUUCGAUCACACAUGACGUGAUAUUGAGCUACCCGGGUGGAGCAUACUCUGCUGCCUACACUGCUGAGAAUCCUAAUAUUGUAACUACACUGCUUCUACGUUGGAUUGGGCCACGAAUUAAAGAUUUUUCAUUUAACAGGUACCGACACGCUAUCGAUCGUACUAUGCUGAUACAAAAUUCGUUGGAGUUGUACUACACCCAGCUUUAUCAUAGUGUCUCCAUCAAUGCAUUUUCUAAUAGUGUGCAGGAUGAGGAGGAUGGCUACACAAAUGAAAGCUUGACGGAAAGGACCCAGCCGCAGACUCUGUACUCAGAUGCCAUCUUCUGGCCUGAAAACCUUACUAACUACCUGAGCAGUUUGGAGCUGAAGGAAUUUAUGGGGCUCACCUAUCAUGACAUGGUGUCUCUAUCUGGUAAAGAGACCCAACUAGUUGCUAGUCUUUUCCUCAAGUUUUGCUUGUUUAAAGGUUCCAAAAAGCUUGAUGAUUUUCUACACAACUUGACCCUCAAGAUGGGUUUGUAUCAGACAGACUAUUGUGCCGCUAGGAACCUUGCACUAAUAUUAACAAGCCUGCUGUUUAAGGCAUCAUGUAGUAGUUUGAUUGCUGACCCUUUAUUUAACAGAGGCACUGAUUUAAGAUCUGCGCUGGACGGUCUUCGUAACGAGUUGCAUAAUAAGGCUGAAGAAAAUCAUCGCCAAUUUUUCAGCUCGAUCAAUCAGCUUGCCUUGGAAGAGGCUCCAAACUGGCUAGGAAGAAUACAGCCAAGCAUAGCAGAGGGCGUGCCACUAAAGGAUCUAAAUCCUCAACCGUCUAGGCUUCUAUUUGCCAAAGAGCUUUACAGGUAUUUAUCUAUAAAGCAGAGUGGGGACAACAAAGCGCUGCAACUGUAUCUUGAGGAGCUCGAUGACUAUAAAAAGAUCUGUACUCUCUACAAAGGAAUGGACCGAGAACUAGACAAACUUGGUGACGAAGAGCCUGUUGAAAACCUAUUGCUGGCUUUUUACAAGGGAUUUAAAGAGACGUAUGUGUCUAGCAUUGGCGACGACUACGUGGAGCACUCCUCUGUCGCAGGAGGGUCGGCAUCCGUUCUUCAGCAGGAGCUGGUAAAGUACUUGGUUGGGCGGCUCAAUCGAACUGCAAGAAGCAGUUCCGGUGAUGAGCUUGGUAGCGGGAAGAAGGACUUCACAGAGGGGUUCAUUUUCCUAUGCUCCCAACUUAUGACAAUAGAUCCUCUUUUGCGGGAUCUUCUGUGCUCUGCCGAGAAUAUUCGGCCCGUUCUCUCCCAAGUACUGGAUGUCAUUACCCAAGCAACGCGCUAUCACCAGCUCCGUUAUCCCACAAUGGAGCUUAUCGAUGCGGGACGGCCGUUCAUUGAGUACAGCAAGGAGAUAAUCUUCAUAUCUUUAUCUGGGGAAUCCAACCCUGCAGUUUUUUCGCGGUAUAGGGCAUUCAAGGUGUUCUGUCCUGCAGCUCAGUGGAUUACCAACUCUGUGAUGAAGCGGGUGCGCGUGAGCCGUUACGAAGGUCUUACAGGCCAGGUUUCCUUGCUGUCUGAUCUUUCCACACUGGAAACUGAGGGUGCCAUCGAAACAGAGUUUGAUGCUUACCUUUUUGGCAUAGAUCUUCAUCAAAAUGUCCUUUCCCUUGUGGUCACGCUCUCCCGUGACGAAGACGCAGCGUUUGACAGGCAGGUCAAGGUAGUGGACUGUCUUCCUCAGCUUCACAUGAAUAAGCUACAGCUUCGUCUUCUGGAUGCAAUUUUGAGUACAGAACAAUGCUAUAGGUACAGCAAGCUAAGCACCUCUAUAACCAAUACGUACUUUAAUAGAAUCGACAAGAUGCCAAAGAAAUUCGCCUCAUUUUUGGAGAAACCCGUCUCCAUCAGCGAGGCACUAAUGCAUCUCCUCAGAGCACUGUCAGACGUAGGCAUAUCUGAUCCUGGCGAAACGAGGCAAACCCAGUGUAGAACGUUCACUAGGCUUGCUCUGUACACUCUUCUAUCCGGGUCGUCCGGGACCAUUAUUGGGAGCUUGUAUCGGGACCUUUUGAACAAGGCCCUGCAGACGCAGCUGAAUGAGCUAUUUGGCGACAGAGGCUUUUUCAGUAACGCGUUUAGGAUUGAUGAGCUAUUCGCUAACUAUCUGAGUUACUUCUUGAACAAUAUCGGCACUAUCGAGGACCGACAUCCGCAGCUCCGGACUGAGCUGGCAUCUAUUUUGGCAGAGUACAGUGACAUUUCUGACCCACUAGAAAGGGCUGACCAAGUGUUCUUAGACAGGCUAACGGUGGAGACACACAUGCCUCUUGUCUUUCUCUGCAGGGAGGCCCACUGGAACUACUUCACUUACAUUCCUGUCCUUCUUUUUAUUGGCUCCCAGCGAUACGCAGACCAUCUUCACCGACAGCAGCAGGACCUCCGCCCAAGCAUCGUUCGCAGAGAGAUCAGCGACCCUUAUUUCAGGAAUAUCUUUGGGAGCAAGAUAUAUGAGUAUCUGAACGCUCAACGAGAGGUGGACGAGCGACCAUUCAUUUUUGUACCGCACAGAAACGGGCCCAACAAGCUGCGCUUAGUGAUGUGUGUCCCCGAGGCUCAGCAGACCACAAGGUCGCUAAUGUACUUCACUAUUCAGGAGGAUGAGCGCUACAAACCUCUCCUUCCAAACGGGCAACGCAACUCUCUGGCAGUGAGCAAGAAACUGGUGAUCAGGCAGCUGGUCUUACCCGACGAGGCCCUUUCCUUUCCCAACGAGCGUGUUUUUGACUCUUUGGAGAGCAUCAUACGAGACUUUGUCCGACCGAUUAAUAACUUUCUGCGCUCCAUCGCGCGAAGCAGCUACUUUGUGAGCGGAAAAGACGAGGAGGGCGAGCCUGCAAAGGAGCAAGCCAAACAGACGCUUCUUCAAUCAUCAAAACCUGGCUACCGCGUCUUUAUUGAGAAACUGAGCAACCAUUCCUAUACCGUCCUCUUCAAGCUCCUCCCAACUGGCCCUGUCCGAGAGCUCCGCCUUUAUAUUGUUGUCGAUGGAGUCGUCAUUCGCUACCGUAGAAGUUACUACUACACUGAGUGUCAUGAAUGGGCAGAUUUCAUUGAAUGGUUCAACAAAAAUGCCGCUUUACUCAGAUGA
Giardia duodenalis is the source of this 9135-nucleotide messenger RNA. RefSeq lists its product as uncharacterized. The record is from RefSeq and is a predicted model, not a curated record. Bases 1 to 9135 code for a protein of 3044 amino acids. NCBI's taxonomy places the organism in Eukaryota, Fornicata, Diplomonadida, Hexamitidae. The transcript has a single exon.